Aspergillus pseudotamarii is the source of this 570-nucleotide messenger RNA. RefSeq lists its product as uncharacterized. Bases 1 to 570 code for a protein of 189 amino acids. Lineage: Eukaryota; Fungi; Ascomycota; Eurotiomycetes; Eurotiales; Aspergillaceae. The record is from RefSeq and is a predicted model, not a curated record. The transcript has a single exon.
AUGUCUUCAAAGGAAAUGACAUACUUACCAGAAGUUAUCUCUGGAGCUCACCGUCUUCGUCAGGGUGGCUCACACAAAGUGUUCAAGGUUGUUUUUGUGGAUUCUGUGCAGUGGGCUGCACGCCUAUGCCAUGAUCCCAGCAAUUGGAAGUAUGAGUUGCGCGCUGUUAAGAUGUUUCGACACAUCAAACAAAGCCACCCAGGCAUCAGAGCACCGAGUGUGUUUUUCAAGGCAGAACGCCCUGUCUUGUAUUCAGAGUGGGUUACCGGUAAACCACUGAAGGGUUGGAACUCCCAGAGCCCCCUUAAUAAACGUCAAACGCCUCUCGCAGAGCUCCUACUGCAAUUGUGGACUACUGCAGUCCCCCCUGAUUUUGUACCAGAGCAAAAGCCUCGGUAUUCAACUUGGCUCACAAAGAGCCUGGACCGAGGUCUCCGACGGACUCUCAUUGGAACUGCUACAUGGGGUGAUCCGAUCGACUAUCUGAUCAUGAGGUCGAUGAUCCCCUACUAUGCUGGGGAGGACAAGUACACAGAUGUUGGCUUCGUCCAUGAAGAUUUGAGCGUAUAA